Messenger RNA from Pipistrellus kuhlii (Kuhl's pipistrelle), 3458 nucleotides. It is a transcript of the gene GPR153, whose product is annotated as G protein-coupled receptor 153. NCBI's taxonomy places the organism in Eukaryota, Metazoa, Chordata, Mammalia, Chiroptera, Vespertilionidae. Gene Ontology annotation, cellular component: membrane. The record is from RefSeq and is a predicted model, not a curated record. Gene Ontology annotation, biological process: G protein-coupled receptor signaling pathway. Bases 203 to 1924 code for a protein of 573 amino acids. The transcript is spliced from 6 exons. Gene Ontology annotation, molecular function: G protein-coupled receptor activity.
AUGCUCCGGGCCUCGGGCCGCCCCGCCGCCAGCCACCCCCGCCCGCCCCGGCGGCCCGCGCUCCGCCCGGGGGCGUGGGAGGCGCGGCCGGAGCCGGAGGCGGGAGCGGCGGGCGGGCGCCCCGGACGCGGGAACGCACGGUGCUCCUGGUCCCUGGUGCCCCCGGGCCUCGGGCUGUGAGCCAGGAGGAUGCCCCAGCGCCAUGAGUGAGGAGCAGCGGCCGCCGGGCAGCGCCGUGGGCUGGCUGGCGUGCGGGGGCCUCUCCCUGCUGGCCAACGCGUGGGGCAUCCUCAGCGUGGGCGCCACGCAGAAGAAGUGGAAGCCGCUGGAGUUCCUGCUGUGUGCGCUGGCGGCCACGCACAUGCUCAACGUGGCGGUGCCCAUCGCCACCUACGCCGUGGUGCAGCUGCGGCGCCAGCGGCCCGGCUACGAGUGGAACGAGGGCCUCUGCAAGGUCUUCGUGUCCACCUUCUACACGCUCACGCUGGCCACCUGCUUCUCCGUCACCUCGCUGUCCUACCACCGCAUGUGGAUGGUGCGCUGGCCCGUCAACUACAGGCUCAGCAACGCCAAGAAGCAGGCGGUGCACACGGUCAUGGGCAUCUGGAUGGUGUCCUUCGUGCUGGCGGCCCUGCCCGCCGUCGGCUGGCACGACACGAGGGAGCGCUUCUACACCCAUGGCUGCCGCUUCAUCGCGGCCGAGAUCGGCCUGGGCUUCGGCGUCUGCUUCCUGCUGCUGGUGGGGGGCAGCGUGGCCGUGGGCGCCGUGUGCACGGCCAUCGCCCUCUUCCAGACGCUGGCCGCGCGGGCGGGCCGCCGGGCCUUCACGGUGCCCGCCAUCGUGGUGGAGGAUGCGCAGGGCAAGCGCCGCUCCUCCAUCGAGGGCUCCGAGCCCGCCAGGACCUCGCUGCAGGUCACCGGCCUGGUGGCCGCCAUCGUCUUCAUCUACGACUGCCUCAUGGGCUUUCCCGUGCUGGUGGUGAGCGUCAGCAGCCUGCGGGCGGACGCCGUGGCGCCCUGGAUGGUGCUGUGCGUGCUGUGGUGCUCGGUGGCCCAGGCCCUGCUGCUGCCGGUGUUCCUCUGGGCCUGCGCCCGCUACCGCGCCGACCUGCGGGCCGUGUGGGAGAAGUGCGCCGCCCUCAUGGCCAACGGCGAGGACUCGGACGACGACACCAGCCUGGAGGGGGGCCUGCCCCAGGACCUGGUGCUGGAGCGCUCCCUGGACUACAGCUGCGGGGGCGACUUCGUGGCCCUGGACCCCAUGGCCAGCUAUGAGCUGCCGCUGGAGGGGGGCCUGCCCCACUUCUACCCGCUGGCGCCCCUGCAGGAGGACAAGAUGCAGUACCUGCAGGUCCCGCCCGCGCGGCGCUUCUCGCACGAGGACGCGGGCCUGUGGGCCGUGCUGCCCGCCUUCCUGCCGCGCUGGGGCUCCGGCGAGACCCUGGCCGCCCUGGGGCCGCCCCGGCGCCGCGACGGCCCGCGGGCCCCGCAGGACGCGCCCCCGUUCCGCCCCCGCCGCCGCUCCGCCGACAGCCUGCCGCCGCCGCGGCGCCCCGGCAGCCCGCGCCGCCCCGGGCCCGGCGCCCGCGCCGCCUCCGCCUCGCGGCUGCCCGAGGCCUUCGCGCUGACGGCCUUCGAGCGGGAGCCGCAGGCCCUGCGCCGCCCGCCGGCCCCGGGUCCCGCCGCGCCCGGCGAGGACGCGGCGCCCCCUGGCGGCCCCGGCGCGCAGCGCAGUCCCGGGCCGCCCCCGGCCGCGCAUGCGCACGCGCGGCCCCUGCAGAGGGUCCCGAGCGCGUCGUGGGCCGAGCCCGCGGGCCUGCGCGCGGCGGGCGGCGGCGGCAGCGCCAGCAGCGUCCUGAGCUCGCCGUCCGAGUCCUCGGGCUACGUCACGCUGCACUCGGACUCGCUGGGCUCGGCGACCUAGGCCGCCCCGGGGCCAAAGCACCAAAGAUGCCCGCUGCCCCCAGGCUCGGGGCAGGGCCGGGCCUGGGGCGAAGCAUUGUCCCGGGAUGAUGGAUGAUGUGGUCGCUGCGCGGAGGGACACUGACCUGGCUGCGGGGCUGGGCCCUUGGUCACUGGGCUUGGGCAAAGGAGGCUCUGCACGUGCCCAGCGCUUCCAGGAGGGGAGCCCCCGGACAGGACACCCCCAGACAGAAGAGAGCCCCGCUCUGCAGGAAGGGGAGCCACGACCGCCGCUCUCCACCCGGCACUGACCCGUCCCGCCUCUGCGGUGGGCGCGGAGGUCUAAGCACAGGGUCUUCGGGCCCAAGUCCCAGCUCAGAGCAGCCUCCCUGCCGGUCCUGCCUCUGCGUCCCCCCCGAGAGGCAGGUGGCCAGGUCACUCUCAGGACGAAGAAGUGCUGGUCCCGACGCUCCGACCACGGAGCGCACAGGGCAGGGAGGCAGUCUCGGGCUGGGGCCCCAGGCCUGCGGCGUCCUGCUCCCUGCCCUGGCCCCUUGGGCACUCACCCCACACCCAACUAAAGCACAACGCACACCUCCUCACCAUUAGCACACACACACACACACACACACACACACCCGCCACUGUUACGUCCUCACUGCCUGUCCCCACACGGUGGCCACUUCUGACUACCACCCGGAAGCGUGGGUGCCUGGUGGGACAGACUGAAGCGAAGGAGUGGGCUUCCUUACUCUGCCCUGCCCGUCCCCCGCCCUACAGGUGUGGCCCACAGCCUCCCAGGCUCUGGGGUUAAGGCCUGGCUUCUGACCGGGGUCCCCCACCCCCGUGAACAGGGCUCUUUGCUCUCCCUCCUGGCAGACCCUUCGCAGGCCUGGGCUUCGCAUGGGGGAAGCCCUGGCCACAGGCUGAGGAGAGGCCCGGGCAGCUGUGACCUUGGGUGACAGACAGGGCAAGUGCAGAGGCUGCCUCGCCCUGGCCGGGCCUUCAUGCAGCGGCCCGGACAAAGGAAGCCUGGAGCAGGGGCGGGCCAGCGCGGAGCCUGCCUGCUCACGUUCCCUCCGCUCUGCCCCUGCCCCUCCUGGGGCCAGGCCUCCCUCCGCACACCCCAGACUGGGCCCGGCCCCAGAGGAGGCCCCUGGGAGAGGACAGAGGGACUGCCUGGCUCCAUCUCUGCCUCGAGGCCCCUGAGGUGGCCACGGGCGAGCAAGGCAGGGGACUGCUGUCCAGCCCGGCCAGUACUGCGUGCCUUCUAGGACUGACCCAUCGUGAGGUCGUCGGCUAGCCACUCCCCCCUCAGGCUGGCCCAUUGGUCACCUUGGGGUUUUCACUUUCCUAUCCAGCAGCAAUACUUACAGGGGGGGCCUGGCACCCCAGAGUCUCUCUACUCCUGGUUUUUACAAAAAUAAGAGGGAGGACCCCAAGCACAGGGCCCUGGGGGCAGGAUCCCUCUCAUCCUUUGUGCGGCCCCAGGCCCCCUGGCUGCGUUGACAGCAGCCUGACCCUGGGCUUAAGGGGGAGGGUUCUGUUUUCAUACC